Molecule: messenger RNA, 2351 nt
Organism: Orbicella faveolata
Lineage: Eukaryota; Metazoa; Cnidaria; Anthozoa; Scleractinia; Merulinidae
Product: synaptotagmin-1-like
Source: RefSeq, a predicted model, not a curated record
ACUUUUGUAAUAUUUGAAUUGGUAUUUACGUCCUAUUGACUUUUGCUGAUUAAUGUUUGACAUAAUUUCCUGUACUGUAGAAAAAAAAAAGAUCUUGAUAGAGUAUGCUCCACAGACAAGAAACUGUCGCGUUUAUAAAUUAAUUAUUUAUUGUUAUAAAUAACAUCCGUCCUAUCACAAAAUUGAAUAAUUAGAUUGUGCGAUAAUUAUUCCCAGGUCAAUACUUUUCUAAACAGACAGAACGAAUAAAAAUUAUUUGCUCGUUAACAGAGAGCCCUGAGACCUUAACAGUUUGAGAAGACAAUUGUCCAGUGUUUUACAAAAAGCGUUACAAAUAUAAAAUUAUCUCCAGAGUUCUUUACUGAAUCAACCAUGUGGGUAGUCUUAGAUGUAACGCAACUUUGUGAAGUACACGUGCUGUGUCUACAGCCCAGCCUUUUCCCGCGCUUGUGACCCAAAGGUCUCAGUUUUUUAAAAUAACAUACUUUACACUUUUUUUUUUUCGCGUAUCGCUAAAACACACGUUUUUAAUUGGCCUUUGAUGACUUCAUAUCUCUGUCGUUAGAACCUGUCUGGGAGUUAUUAACAAAAGAGUAAGUUAUUUACACAAAUAUCGUAUUGCAAUGUAAACUAGGCGUGUUGAACAUGUUGAAACUGAAAGGUCAUCUUCAAUAGAAACAAUGUAUGCUGACCGCACGGCUUGUUAUUUUACCACUCUGCGUCGCGUCGAAUGCAAAGCGAUUGCAAACCCUUAGUGCCGUAUAUAAGUCUCAAGCUAUUUUAUGCCUGGAAAGGUUUUCAAUCUGACAGAAAUGCAAUAAGGAUAAACCAUGAGUGUCCAAUCAGAACUCCUUCCCUUGGUGUUGACCGUGGUGGUCUGGGUCACGGUCAUGGCUCUCGGAGUCCUGUCUGUUCUGUGUUGGAAGAGGUUCAGGAAUCUCUCGUUCAUGGAACAGUUCCUCGACUACAGACAGGUUCCAACUGCCACAGAGGCCAACGAAACUAAUCAAGAAAUCAGUAAUGGUCAUGCUGAAGAAGUCAAGGAAACAUUGAACAAGGACGAAACUGACGAGAAAGAUACCACAGAGAAGAAGCGGAAGCCUCCUCCUCGGCAAUACCCUUCCCAAGCCCCUCCUCCAUGGAUUCCUAAACCGGAAGUUAGUGUGGUUUCUGUUCAACCCCAAGACUCCUCAAUUAAGGAUGAUGACGAUAUUCCGUAUUCCAGCUCUGACGAGGAACCAAUACCGUCCCCAGCGACUCGGGAAACUAUGACGCCUUACGAUCUGUCGGAUUCAGGCCCCGCGGAGCGCUACAUUCCUCCAAGCGAGGCAGACUUUCUUGGCCGAGUGUACUUUUCGCUUCAAUUUGACCCUGUCAGGACUGUGCUUAUAGUGAAGCUCAUCAAGGGAGAAGAAUUUCCACAAUAUGCCGGCGAUUCUCCAAAUGUUUUUCUAGAACUUAAGCUGGUGCCAGCCAUGAAGAAGGAGAUUCUCAAAACAGAUAUUCACGAAAGAAACGCCAAUCCAAACUUAAAUGAAGUCUUCGAAUUUGGUUUGCCAUACGAUGUGGUCAAACAACAAAAUUUAAGCUUCACGCUAAUGUACAUGGACAAAUUUUCACACCCCUUCCCCGUAGGGGAGGUGACCCACCACUUGGACCACUUGGAAAUGGUAGGAGCUGGAACGGUUCGAGAAGAAAUGAUUGUAUGCAGAGAAAUACAAAGACUACAGCAGGUGAAGGAUCAGCCACGUGACCUAGGCUUCGGCCAGGUGUUGUUCUCACUUAUGUUUAUGCCGCUGACCAGACGGCUGACGAUCGUAGUUUUUAAGGCGCAGCACUUGAAGCCCGCCAAGGAAGGAUUCCCAGCCAUGUACGUCGAAGGUGUAAUGAUCAACAUCAAAAAGAGACAACGCAAAAGAAAAACAACAACUCUCCGAACAGGCAGCUUAUUUCCGGUUUAUAACGAGGCUCUAGCCUUUGAUGUUGCCGACGUUAACUUGAAAGACAUUCGCCUGCAAGUCUUUGUCAAACAGGAAAUGGAAAGUUCUCCUGAUCAAGUUAUAGGCCGCGUUAUCAUGGGGACUAACACGGAGGGCCUGGAACUGCAGCACUGGAAAGAGGCUAUGACGUCAAAGAAACCUAUUGCGCAGUGGCACAGCUUACGGGAAUACCAUCCGGCAGAUCAAACAAUUACUGGCGUCGUAUCACCCACNGGCCUGGAACUGCAGCACUGGAAAGAGGCUAUGACGUCAAAGAAACCUAUUGCGCAGUGGCACAGCUUACGGGAAUACCAUCCGGCAGAUCAAACAAUUACUGGCGUCGUAUCACCCACUCAUAAAUCUGUUAUUUGA